Messenger RNA from Glycine soja, 599 nucleotides. RefSeq lists its product as uncharacterized. Bases 140 to 379 code for a protein of 79 amino acids. The record is from RefSeq and is a predicted model, not a curated record. NCBI's taxonomy places the organism in Eukaryota, Viridiplantae, Streptophyta, Magnoliopsida, Fabales, Fabaceae. The transcript has 3 exons.
UUCCACACUCACCUUUUCUUUUCGCUCUUUUUCAAUACCCUUAAACUCUCUCUUCCUUCCUUCUCCAUAACUCACACCAUUUCUGCAUACAUACACCCACCAUUACCAAUUCCUUCCAUAAAAGCUUCCAAAAAAAUAAAUGGGUCACUCAUCACGUUUUCUCGUGCUGCUUCUUCUUACCUCCCUCCUCUUUCUCUCUUUUGAUUAUGGAUUCGGUAGGGUGGCACUGAUAGAGACUCAGCAGGAUUUUCCCAUUCUCACGGUUGUAAAGUAUGACAUGGCCGAUUAUUCUGAUCCACAGCCAAAUACCAAUCCCAAGAAUGGGUAUGUUUUGAGCCCUCCUUCGUCUCCAACUCCAACUCAUCCUCCAAGUCCUUAAAUGGAAGCUCACGAUUAGACUUUCACCACUUGUUUGUGUCUUUCUGAACGGUUUUGUAACUGGAGUGUGUGAUCGCUUUUAGUUUGACACGGGAUUCAUAGAAAUAGGAUUAUGGUAACUGUGUUGCUGUUAAUUUGUAUCCUUCUAUAGUUUUUCAUGUGUUUUCAGAAUGCAAAUUGUGAAUUGUGCUAAUAAAUAAAGUGUUUGGUUACUUUGCACA